CAACCGAAAGAGGGAGCUCGAGGAGACUCAGACUGAGCGGGCGGCCAGGGCCGCGGUCUCCUUGGAGACGUGCUGACCAAUGGCAGCAGCGGAAGCUGUUUAUGGGGGCGGAGCGUCUCCAUGGCAGCAGGAGAAGCCUUUGCAGUGGCUACUUAAUACCGGUCCCUGGGCCGCCGACGUUCAGAGGCACCGUCGGGCUGGAGGUCGACGAGGGGCGCCAGCGGGGCGCUUGAGCUGGGGUUAAAGAGCCGCAGUAGGUGGAAAGAACUUCUUCCAGAACCUCCCUUUGGCCGGGGCUGCGCUCUGAGCCAGGCACGACAAACAUUCUGCAUAAUCGGAGGAGGCUACCCCCGGGUCCCGGGAUGGAAGCGCGCCUCCGGGAGGCCGUGUAACUGGAACCGCGGGAGUCAACGGGCGGGAGAGCGUGGCGGGCCACCGUAGGCUCAGCCCGUGGAUGUUGGCCGACCCCUCGGAGAGUUCCCGCAGACAUGGCGGAGAGCUGGCUACGCCUCUCGGGAGCAGGGGCGACGGAGGAGGCAGGGCCGGAGGGCAGCCUGGAGGAGCCCGACGCCCUGGAUGACAGCCUGACCAGCCUACAGUGGCUGCAGGAAUUCUCCAUUCUCAACGCCAAGGCCCCUGCCCUGCCCCCGGGGGGCACUGACCCCCACGGCUACCACCAGGCACCUGGCUUGGCAGCGCCAGGGUCCCCGUUGGCGGCCGACCCCGCCUGCCUGGGGCAGCCGCACACGCCGGGGAAGCCCACAGCGUCUUGCACGUCGAGGAGCGCACCUCCACAGGCCCCGCCCCCCGACGACGUGGACUACUCCACCAACCCGCACGUGAAGCCACCGUACUCGUACGCCACGCUCAUCUGCAUGGCCAUGCAGGCCAGCAAGGCCACCAAGAUCACCCUGUCGGCCAUCUACAAGUGGAUCACGGACAACUUCUGCUACUUCCGCCAUGCUGAUCCCACCUGGCAGAAUUCCAUCCGCCACAACCUGUCCCUAAACAAGUGCUUCAUCAAAGUGCCCCGGGAGAAGGAUGAGCCCGGCAAGGGGGGCUUCUGGCGCAUUGACCCCCAGUACGCCGAGCGGCUGCUGAGCGGCGCCUUCAAGAAGCGGCGGCUGCCCCCGGUCCACAUCCACCCAGCCUUUGCCCGCCAGGCUGCGCAGGAGCCCGCUCCGUGGGCUGGGCCGCUGACCGUGAACACCGAGGCCCAGCAGUUGCUGCGGGAGUUCGAGGAGGCCACCGGGGAGGCGGGCUGGGCUGCAGGCGCGGGCAGGCUCGGGCAUAAGCGCAAACAGCCACUGCCCAAGCGGGUGGCCAAGGUCCCACGUCCUCCUAGCACCCUGCUCCUGACCCACGAGGAGCAGUGCGAGCUGGAACCCCUCAAAGGCAACUUUGACUGGGAGGCCAUCUUUGAUGCCGGCACCCUGGGCGGGGAGCUGGGCACACUGGGGGCCCUGGAACUGAGCCCACCGCUGAGCCCUGCCUCUCAUGGGGACGUGGACCUCACUGUCCACGGCCGCCACAUCGACUGCCCCACUACCUGGGGGCCUCCAGCGGAGCAGGCUGCCAACAGCCUGGACUUCGACGAGACCUUUCUGGCUACGUCCUUCCUGCAGCACCCCUGGGACGAAAGCAGCAGUGGCUGCCUGCCCCCAGAGCCCCUCUUUGAGGCCGGGGACGCCACCCUGGCCACCGACCUGCAAGACUGGGCCAGUGUGGGCGCCUUCUUGUAAGAGGCCAGGCCCCCAUCCCACCUCCCUACAGCACCCAACUGAGGGCUCAGACUGCCCCCCAACACAGGCCCAGGGACACCCUACUGCCCAGGCAGGGGCUGAACCAGGUCUCCUGAGGCUGGCCCCAUGAGGCCCCAUGGCCCCUAGCCCAGGCUGCCCUCAGAUUCCAGCCCAGGAGGCUGAGAACGGGGCCCAGUAUCAGAAUUGCUGCCUCCCUUUCCCAGCCCCCCAUAUACACAGUGUUUCAUGGAUCCCCAUCUUCCCAGCUCCAGGGACCUGCCAAGGGCCCUGCACUUUGAGAGCUGCAGACAGGGUCUGGGGGCCUUGGCUAAGCUGGGCCCACCCCAGAGCCCCUCAGCUUCACUCCCCCCCCUCUCUUGCUUUCCUCCCCAGGUCUCUAUCCAGAGAAAGUUCCCAGGUACAACAAAUGCUAAUUAGACGACAGCAAAUUAACCCCCUGGAGGCCUCUCCCAGCAAAGCCUCCCUGGGGCUGGGGCGCAGUAGAUGGGGUGGAGCUGGGGGAAGGGGCAGAGAGAGAAGAUGACAGGAGAUCAGGGUUCCAGGGGGGGCAACGAGAUUUUGUAAGGCCCCUGGGGUGUCCAGGCCCCAUCCUGGAGGUGGGGUAGCCUGAGGCCGAGCAGCGGGGAGCUGGGGUUCUGGGGAGAUCGGAGGCAGGGGCAGCCAAGCUGCAGAAGGGAGGGGACAGACAGGCUAAUGUAGUGAGUGUAGCUAUAGCUGAGGCUUAACCUGCUGGGCUGUUGAUCUUGCUAGAAACACUAGGACCAGGAAAGGGGGCUGGCCCCUGCCUGCACUUGUUGGGGAGUGUCUGAGCCCCGGGGCUGUGUCCCACAUCCACCCUCCUGCCUCAUGGGGCAAUUUAACCUUUUUCAUGGAAAGUUAUUUACAACAAAAAGUUUUUAAAAAUAAACAUUUUUUAAUCCUAAAA
Manis javanica (Malayan pangolin) is the source of this 2688-nucleotide messenger RNA. It is a transcript of the gene FOXJ1, whose product is annotated as forkhead box J1. Gene Ontology annotation, cellular component: nucleus. Gene Ontology annotation, biological process: regulation of transcription by RNA polymerase II. NCBI's taxonomy places the organism in Eukaryota, Metazoa, Chordata, Mammalia, Pholidota, Manidae. The record is from RefSeq and is a predicted model, not a curated record. Gene Ontology annotation, molecular function: DNA-binding transcription factor activity, RNA polymerase II-specific; RNA polymerase II cis-regulatory region sequence-specific DNA binding.